This is a messenger RNA of Acytostelium subglobosum LB1, 600 nucleotides long. RefSeq lists its product as hypothetical. The transcript is spliced from 2 exons. The coding region runs from base 1 to 600 and encodes 199 amino acids. Gene Ontology annotation, biological process: glutathione metabolic process. NCBI's taxonomy places the organism in Eukaryota, Evosea, Eumycetozoa, Acytosteliales, Acytosteliaceae. The record is from RefSeq and is a predicted model, not a curated record. Gene Ontology annotation, molecular function: glutathione transferase activity.
AUGUCAAACCCAACUCUUUACUAUUUCGAUGCUCGUGCUCGUGCCGAGACCUCAAGAUUGCUGUUCGUAUUUGCCGGAGUCAAGUUUACCGAUAACAGGUCAGGAUUCCCUCUGGCAGAGGAUGUUCGUGCCAAGACACCAUUUGGUCAGGUACCAUUCCUAGAGGAUGGUGAGACUCAACUUGCACAAUCAAUUGCCAUCGAGAGUUACCUUGCAGAGAAGUUCAACUUGGCUGGCACUUCACCAACAGAGAGGGCAGAGAUCCUUCAGUUUGCACUUGUUCCAGGUGACUUCUACACCCCCUACUUUUAUGCCAAGGACGAUUCCUCCAACUUAAAGUUCAAGACAGAGACCGCUCCCAAGCUGUUCCAGAAGCUUGAGACCAUCCUUGUUAAGAAGGGUGGCGAACACUUUGUUGGUAGCAAGUUGACAUGGGCUGAUAUAAGCAUAUUCAAUCUGAUUGAUUUCUUCCAUCAACAACACAGCAACCUUGUUGAGGCCGUCCAGCCAUUCCCAACUCUAUUGGCAUUCCACAAACGUGUGGCAGCUAUCCCUCAGUUUGCUGAGUACCUCAAGAACAGGCCAACAACUAAACUGUAA